AUGUAUAUAGGAGUUCUUUGGGAUGGCAUUGAAAAGUGCUGUCUUAUAGUGACUAAGUUAUCGGUGACUAAAAUCACAACAAACUUUCGGGAAGCGGUGAACGUAGUGGACGUACCGCUCACUCCACCCUCUGAUGAUCAGAUACUACUCAAGAAUAUCUACGCCGGGGUUAACGCCACUGAUGUCAACAUAACGGCCGCCCGUUAUUUCACUGAUGGAAAACUGCCCUUUGAUUGUGGAUUAGAGGCAUUGGGUGUUAUAGAGGCUGUUGGCAAGAAUGUAACCACACAUAAAGUGGGACAACCGGCCAUUGUAUUUGGUACAGUACCAAAGGCAUACGCCGAGUAUCUGUACGCCAAACCCGAUGAAGUGAUUCCUAUACCAAGUCUUAAACCAGAGUUUAUAGGACUUUUAGUUUGUGGAUUGACUGUCACUAUAGGUUUGGAUGAGGUCGGACGUAUCAAAAAGGGAGAGAAAGUGUUGAUUACAGCGUCUGCCGGCGGAACCGGUCAUAUAGGCGUCCAAUGGGCCAAACAGAAGGGCGCGUAUGUCAUAGGAAUGACAUCAUCUGAUGAGAAGGCAAAACUGUUGAAAGAGUUGGGAACCGAUCGAGUGAUCAAUUAUAAGACCGAGAAUUUGGAUGAAGUGCUCACUAAAGAGUUUCCGAAUGGUGUGGAUGUGAUUUGGGAGACAAUUGGUGGGGAAGUAUUUAAGACCCUAUUCAAGCAUUUGGCACCAAAGGGUCGUUUAAUAAUCGUCGGGGGUAUCAGUGGUUAUAAAGGGGACGGUUUCCCUGAUGUCCAGAUUCCACACCUAAACACUACACUACUAAUGAAAAACCAGACACUCUCUGGUCUACUAUUGACCGGUUAUAGCGAUUUGUUUCCUAAAUAUUUGAAACAAUUGGUUGGAGACGUUGUGAGCAAUAAAUUGCGAGUUGUCUUAGAUUUUGGCCAAAAGUCAAGUGAAGGAGAAUUCAAUGGAAUUGAUUCUGUGGUCAGAGGAGUGGAGCAUUUACAGUCCGGACGUAAUACUGGAAAAGUUGUCAUCAAAAUACAAAAUCCAUAAAUAAUGCAUUUUUGAAUACAAAUAUUGAUAAAACAAUAAAAACUAAUUUUAUUUGACUUUAAAA
Molecule: messenger RNA, 1132 nt
Organism: Medioppia subpectinata
Lineage: Eukaryota; Metazoa; Arthropoda; Arachnida; Sarcoptiformes; Oppiidae
Source: the annotation of a GenBank genome assembly